This is a messenger RNA of Pseudo-nitzschia multistriata, 713 nucleotides long. The record is from the annotation of a GenBank genome assembly. Lineage: Eukaryota; Bacillariophyta; Bacillariophyceae; Bacillariales; Bacillariaceae.
CACAAAACACUCGAGAACUACACAAUAACUAGCUUCGACAACGCCGACGAAUUCAUCCGAAUAGCCAAGAAAUUACAAGAACAGCGAACGCGGCGACGAGAUGUCUGUAAAUUGUCCGAAAGUCUCUCAAGGCGAAGCCAUUCGAUCUCGACUGAUUCGUUCUCUCGGUAUUCAAACAUCAAAACCAGCACCUAGUAUAAGUUUGAAGCACAAGGAUAUCAUCCGGGAACAAAACCUUGUCGCACUUCGCCAUCAGCGUCCUGCGAAUAUCGAUGCCAAUGUGCUCAGCAACGCCGCGUCGAUUCGACGAUAUCUUAACGAUAGCGAAGAGCACGGGGUCCGGACACCGCUUUCGACGGGUCAAAAGCGACGCGUUCGUUUCAACAACGUUGUAACAGAGAAGCAAAUCGCUUCCCACAAAAAAUAUUCGGCUCGAAUAAAACGCACACUUUGGAGUGAUUCCGAAGAAAUCCAAGAAAACGCCUUCCGAAACCAACUCGAAUUCCAGGCCGAGGGAAUGAAUUGGGAAUCUGUCCUAGAAAAUGACGAAAUGUACUUGGACACAAAUACGGGAGAGCUGAUCCAUCCGUUCUGGGUGGAGAGCAAAGAUGCUCUGAGACUUUCUAGAGGAUAGAAAAUCAAAGACCCGAAGAAAAUGGAUAGAAUAUAGAAAGAUUAGAUAGAGAAUUCGAUAAUAAUAAGAAUACAUUACA